Messenger RNA from Colletotrichum higginsianum IMI 349063, 3132 nucleotides. RefSeq names its product Oxoglutarate dehydrogenase. Lineage: Eukaryota; Fungi; Ascomycota; Sordariomycetes; Glomerellales; Glomerellaceae. Gene Ontology annotation, cellular component: oxoglutarate dehydrogenase complex; mitochondrion. The record is from RefSeq and is a predicted model, not a curated record. The transcript is spliced from 2 exons. Gene Ontology annotation, biological process: tricarboxylic acid cycle. The coding region runs from base 1 to 3132 and encodes 1043 amino acids. Gene Ontology annotation, molecular function: oxoglutarate dehydrogenase (succinyl-transferring) activity; thiamine pyrophosphate binding.
AUGUUGCGAAGCUCUGUGUGUAGAGCUGGCACCCGGGUGCUUCAUGCCUCGAAACCUACAACCUCGCAAUCAUGCUUCUCGACUAUCGCGUCGCGAACUUCGUCGAGGAAGCUCGCCGCUGCCCGUCGUCCCCUGGCCCUGACCGGCCAACGUCACUAUGCGAGCGCGACCGACUCCGCCCCUAACCCCAACGACAACUUCCUGUCGGGCAACACUGCCAACUACAUCGAUGAGAUGUACAUGCAGUGGAAGCAGGACCCCAAGAGCGUUCACGUCUCAUGGCAGGUCUACUUCAAGAACAUGGAGAACGGCGAUAUGCCCAUCGCCCAAGCCUUCACUCCUCCUCCCUCUCUGGUCCCUGGUGCUACUGGUGGUGUCCCAGGCAUUGCCGCCGGCCUCGGUCAGGGCUCAGAGAUCACCAACCACUUGAAGGUUCAGCUCCUCGUCCGCGCCUAUCAGGCACGCGGUCACCACAAGGCCAACAUUGACCCCUUGGGCAUCCGCAACGAGUCCGCAGGCUUCGGCAACAUCAAGCCCAAGGAGCUCAGCCUCGAGCACUACCAAUUCUCCGAGAAGGACCUCGAUGCUGAGUACGAGCUUGGCCCCGGCAUCCUCCCGCGCUUCAAGAAGGAUGGCCGCGAGAAGAUGACUCUCCGCGAGAUCAUUGACGCCUGCGAAAAGAUCUAUUGCGGUGCCUACGGUAUCGAGUUUAUCCACAUUCCCGACAGAGAAAAGUGCGACUGGCUGCGCGAGCGCAUUGAGGUUCCCCAGCCGUUCAAGUACUCAAUCGACGAGAAGCGCCGCAUCCUCGACCGUCUCAUCUGGAGUUCUAGUUUCGAAUCCUUCCUUGCCACAAAAUACCCUAACGACAAGCGCUUCGGUCUCGAAGGUUGCGAGACUCUCGUCCCCGGUAUGAAAGCUUUGAUCGACCGCAGCGUUGAUUAUGGCGUUAAGGAUAUUGUCAUUGGCAUGCCUCACCGCGGUCGCCUCAACGUUCUCAGCAAUGUCGUUAGAAAGCCCAACGAGUCCAUCUUCAGCGAGUUCGCCGGAACUGCCGGCGCUGAAGACGAAGGCUCUGGUGACGUCAAGUACCACCUCGGUAUGAACUUCGAGCGCCCUACGCCCUCCGGCAAGCGCGUCCAGCUCUCCCUCGUGGCCAACCCUUCUCACUUGGAGGCCGAAGACCCUGUCGUGCUCGGCAAGACCCGCGCCAUCCAGCACUACAAUAACGAUGAGAAGACCCACCGCACCGCCAUGGGCGUAUUGCUCCACGGAGAUGCCGCCUUCGCCGCCCAGGGUGUCGUCUACGAGUGUCUCGGAUUCCACUCUUUGCCUGCCUUCUCCACCGGUGGUACCAUUCACCUGGUUGUCAACAAUCAGAUCGGUUUUACUACCGAUCCUCGUUUCGCUCGUUCUACCGCCUACUGUACCGACAUCGCCAAGGCCAUCGACGCCCCUGUCUUCCACGUCAACGCCGACGAUGUUGAGGCCGUGAACUUCGUGUGCCAGAUGGCCGCCGACUGGCGCGCUGAGUUCCAGCAGGACGUCAUUAUCGACUUGGUCUGCUACCGUAAGCACGGCCACAACGAGACGGACCAGCCUUCUUUCACCCAGCCCCUCAUGUACAAGCGCAUUCAGGACCACGAGUCUCAGAUCUCCAUCUACGUCAACAAGCUCCUCGAAGACGGCAGCUUCACGAAGGAGGACAUCGAAGAGCACAAACAGUGGGUCUGGGGCAUGCUGGAGGAGAGCUUUUCCAAGUCUAAGGACUACCAGCCCACUUCCAAGGAAUGGACCACGUCCGCCUGGAAUGGCUUCAAGUCUCCCAAGGAGCUUGCCACCGAGGUCCUCCCUCACCACGAGACCAGCGUUGACCUCAAGACCCUGAACCAUCUCGGAGAGGUCAUUGGCAGCACCCCUGAGGGAUUCCAUGCUCAUCGCAACCUGAAGCGUAUCCUGUCAAACCGCACCAAGUCUGUCGUCGAGGGCAAGAACAUUGACUUCCCCACUGCUGAGGCCCUUGCGUUCGGUUCCCUCGUCACGGAGGGCCACCACGUCCGUGUUUCCGGUCAGGAUGUCGAGCGCGGAACCUUCUCCCAGCGCCACGCCGUCUUCCACGACCAGGAGACCGAGGACACCCACACCCCUCUCCAGCACGUCAGCAAGGACCAGGGCAAGUUCGUCAUCUCCAACUCUUCUCUGAGCGAGUUUGGCGCCCUUGGCUUCGAGUACGGCUACUCUUUGUCUUCACCCAACGCCCUGGUCAUGUGGGAGGCUCAGUUCGGUGACUUCGCCAACAACGCACAGUGCAUCAUUGAUCAGUUCAUCGCCUCUGGCGAGGCCAAGUGGAUGCAGAGAACCGGCCUCGUCGUGUCUCUCCCCCACGGCUAUGACGGCCAGGGUCCCGAGCACUCUUCCGGCCGCCUGGAGAGGUGGUUGCAACUGAGCAACGAGGACCCCCGCGUCUUCCCUUCUCCUGAUAAGCUGGAGCGUCAGCACCAGGACUGCAAUAUGCAGGUCGCCUAUAUGACGAGCCCCUCCAACCUGUUCCACGUUCUCCGUAGACAGAUGCACCGUCAAUUCCGCAAGCCUCUCAUCAUCUUCUUCUCCAAGGCUUUGCUCCGUCACCCUCUGGCUCGCUCCAACAUUGAGGAGUUCAGUGCAGACUCCCACUUCCGCUGGAUCAUUCCUGACCCCGAGCACGAGACCGGUGCCAUUAAGCCCAAGGAGGAGAUCGACCGUGUCAUUCUCUGCUCUGGUCAGGUCUGGGCUACUCUGUCCAAGUACCGUGCCGACAACAAGAUCGACAACGUUGCUUUCACCCGCCUCGAGCAGCUCAACCCCUUCCCUUGGCAACAACUGAAGGAGAACCUGGACCAGUACCCCAACGCCAAGACCAUCGUUUGGUGCCAGGAGGAGCCUCUCAACGCUGGUGCAUGGAGCUUCACUCAGCCUCGCCUCGAGACCCUGCUCAACAACACUGAGCACCACGACCGCAAGCAUGUCAUGUACGCCGGUCGUGGCCCCAGCGCUUCCGUUGCUGCUGGUAACAAGGGUCUGCACAACAAGGAGGAGCAGGAGUUCCUGGAGAUGGCCUUCUCUGUCAAGCAGGACAAGCUGAAGGGCGAGUAG